GCAAUAUUGGCUGGCUCAGGCUGCCCCCACACAGGCCACUACCAGGUAGUGCAUAUUAUAGUCUAAUAUCUGAAACCCACCUGAGUAGAAACAUUCCCUCUGCCUUAUCUUUAUAAAUUACAUUUAUCAGAGAUUAAGCAAGUUAAAAGACAGAAGCUAGAGAUGGGUGAGAUCAAAGCUAGACGCGUUAUCCUCCUCUCUAUCAUGUUCCUCAUCUUCUUCUCCCAUACUCUUCUUUUGUGUUCAGCUGACGAGCAUGGCUCAAGGAACCUUGCAGUGGUCAAGAGAAAACGGGUGAAAUAUAGAGGGUCUCGCUCACGCAACUCAACAUCCUCAGCUUCAACUAUGACGUUCCUAAACUCCUUCCAUAUUGGCGCUGCUUCCUCUUUUGUCCUCGCUCUCCUUUUAUAGCUUAUGUUUGUAUAUGAUUGUGAUUUAAAGAUAAAAAGUGAUUGCAUUUUAUG
This is a messenger RNA of Brassica rapa (field mustard), 464 nucleotides long. RefSeq lists its product as uncharacterized. The record is from RefSeq and is a predicted model, not a curated record. Lineage: Eukaryota; Viridiplantae; Streptophyta; Magnoliopsida; Brassicales; Brassicaceae.